Hypomesus transpacificus is the source of this 1137-nucleotide messenger RNA. RefSeq names its product gap junction protein delta 6 (gene gjd6). Gene Ontology annotation, cellular component: connexin complex. NCBI's taxonomy places the organism in Eukaryota, Metazoa, Chordata, Actinopteri, Osmeriformes, Osmeridae. Gene Ontology annotation, biological process: cell communication. The transcript has 2 exons. The record is from RefSeq and is a predicted model, not a curated record. Bases 1 to 1137 code for a protein of 378 amino acids.
AUGACGGAGUGGACCCUGCUCAAGCGGCUGCUAGACGCCGUUCACCAGCACUCCACCAUGAUCGGCCGCCUCUGGCUCACCGUCAUGGUCAUCUUCCGCUUGCUGGUGGUCGCCGUGGCGACGGAGGACGUGUACGCGGACGAGCAGGAGAUGUUUGUGUGCAACACCCUGCAGCCCGGUUGCUCCACGGUUUGUUACGACGCCUUCGCGCCCAUCUCCCAGCCUCGCUUCUGGGUCUUCCACAUCAUCAGCGUCUCCACGCCCUCCCUCUGCUUCAUCAUCUACACCUGGCAUAACCUCUCCAAGGUGCCCCAGGGCCAGGGGAGGGACCAGGGGCAGGGAGCCAACCCGGGAGACGGGGAGCGCGACGCGGGACGAGAGGCCUUCGACAGGAGCUGCGAUUCCGACAGCUGCUCCAUCCGCUCCCACAGACACCUGGGCCACAGCCUGGCUGACGUGCUGGAGGGCAUCGCCACCCAGAGCCUCCAGAAGGGAGGGCCCAACACGGCCGGCCCAGGCGGGACCGGAGGGGUUCUGUCCAAGUACUACGUGUUCCACGUGUGUUUCCGAGCUAUUCUGGAGGUGGGCUUCGUCCUGGCCCAGUGGGUGCUGUUCGGGUUCCAGGUGCCGUCCCACUUCCUGUGCUCCACGUCGCCCUGCUCCCAGCCGGUGGACUGCUACGUCUCCAGGCCCACGGAGAAGAGCAUCUUCCUGCUUUUCAUGUUCUGUGUGGGGAUCUUCUGCAUCCUGCUCAACUUGCUGGAGCUCAACCACCUUGGCUGGAAGAAGGUCCGCCGUGUGGUGCGGCUGAGGGAGAGCUCCUCCUGGAGGGGAAGCCAAGGCAGGAGGGGGGGGUACGAGACCUUCGCUCCCGACAGCCCCUCCCUGACCUCCUCCAUGGGCUUCCGGGAUGUGACCAGUACCGCCUCCCUGCCCACCCUGGACCUGGUGGUGGGUCACAGGCCGGACUGGACCUGUGCAGGAAACUGCGCCUUGUUCAAGGAGGUGGAGGCGGGCUUGGAGAGUAGGCUGCAGCCCCUGAAGAUCCAGGACGCCCAGAGAGGAGGGAGGCAGACCCUGAAGAGCUCAAGGGAGGGGAGGGACGCCAAGCACCACAGCACAGAGGUCUGGAUAUGA